This is a messenger RNA of Zingiber officinale, 3066 nucleotides long. RefSeq names its product disease resistance protein Pik-2-like. Bases 20 to 2779 code for a protein of 919 amino acids. Lineage: Eukaryota; Viridiplantae; Streptophyta; Magnoliopsida; Zingiberales; Zingiberaceae. Gene Ontology annotation, molecular function: ADP binding. The record is from RefSeq and is a predicted model, not a curated record. Gene Ontology annotation, biological process: defense response to other organism. The transcript has 2 exons.
UAAUGUUUCCAUCGUAUAAAUGAUGUUCAAUUCAUGUUCCAAGGUCAAACGUCUGACUUCUGAGUUCUCAGCUCUUCCUAAACACCGCCGGACGGAGAUGGGCAGCAUGGAGACGAUGAUAGCCAUGAAGGUUGUGGGCUUCUCCUUUCAGUUCAUAGCGGGAAAGCUAGAGAGGAUGCUAGCGGAAGAAGCUGCGAUGCUGGCCGGAGUCGAAGAUGAUGUUCGAUACAUGGUCGAUGAGCUCAAAAGCAUGACCUCUUUCUUGAAGGCCAUGUCAACCCGGCACAAUCUGGAUGAUCAACUGCAGAACUGGGUGCAAGAAGUAAAGGAGGCGGCCUACGAUGCCGAAGACUUGAUCGAUGAGUUCUCAUGCCAUCUCGGAUCGAUACCCUACGACCAGCGCAGAGUCAAAGGUUUUUUCAAGCAUUUCCUUCGCAGUAUAAAAUCAAUGAAAGCUCGUCAUGACAUCGCUUCAGAUCUCAAGAAAUUGAAGGUUCAUGUAGAAGAAGAGGUCAGAAAGAGGCACGAUCGCUAUUCCCUCCUAAAUGAAGCUACAAGCUCUGGCAUCGCCACCAGCUUGGAAAUGGCAGGCACAUAUUCUGAUCCACGAAUCAUCGGCCAUUUUGUAGAGGAAGCUCAACUCGUGGGCAUCAACGAGAGCAGACAUACGCUCAUAGAGUGGGUGUUGGACAAGAACCGUCUCGUGCUCACAGUGAUUUCUCUCGUCGGCUUCGGUGGUUUAGGAAAGACAACUUUGGCCAAGACAGUCUACGACGAUCCUAUUAUCGUCGGAGGUCACUUCCAACCUCGAGCUUGGAUUUCAGUGUCCCAAAAUUACAAUAUCAAAGAGCUUCGGAAAAAGAUUAUUCGACAAAUCUCCGUCAACGAGCAACAAAUCCGAGAUGUUAUAGGGUGCCAAGAUGCGAGGUUGAACACAGAGCAACUUCUGAACAUGAUGGACGAGACGCAACUGAUGGAGACAAUCAGAGACCAUCUCCAAGGAAAGAGGUAUUUGCUUGUUUUUGAUGACGUUUGGAGAACUGAAGCAUGGGAAGGCUUGAGCACCGCAUUGCCACCUGGUAAAGAAGGAAGUAGGGUCAUAGUGACCACCCGCAUUGAGGAAGUGGCAAAUACAAGUUGUUCGGAGCUAGAAAAUGUUGGCAGAGAAAUCUUGCAAAAGGGCAACGGACUGCCACUUGCGAUCGUGACAAUCGCAGGUCUUCUCGCUUCCAGGCCUGAUAAAAAACUUGAGGAAUGGAAAGACUUGCGCGACCACCUUCGUUUGGAGAUAGAAACUAACGAUAAGCUGUUGAAGAUCCAUCAGAUACUAGUUUUGAGUUACAAUGAUUUGCCUUACCAUCUCAAGCCCUGCUUCUUAUUCUUAGGCACCUUUCCUGAGGAUUUUGAGAUUCACCGGAAGCGCCUGAUGAGACGAUGGAUUGCUGAAGGGAUUGUGAGUGGCGAAGGCGGCUUGCCCGCUGAGAAAGUCGCCGAGCGCUACUUCAACCAGUUGGUGAAUCGUAGUUUGGUGCAGCCAUCGCAAUUUGAUGAUAGUGGGACAGUGAAAUCCUGCCGCGUCCAUGAUAUGAUGCUUGAUGUCAUACUCUCGAUAUCGAGUAAGGAAAACUUUGCGGUGAUACUGAAUGAGCACACCACGAUUCCGCCGCAACACCAGAAGAUAAGACGCUUAUCCUGGCAUGGAGGAAACAGUGGAGUAGUGCCUGACCCUUAUCUGUCCCGCCUCCGAUCCUUCACUGCAUUUGGUGUGGAUGUACAACCACCGAUAGAUUAUAGAAAGCAGAGGCAGUUGAGGGCAAUUGACCUGGAAGGAUGUAGGGCUUUGCAUUAUCUCCACCCCAAGUGCUUUUCCAAGUCGUUUCUUUUGAAGUACUUGUCUCUACGAAAUACUGGAUUAUCUGAAUUGCCAGAUUCAAUAGGAGAUUUGCAGAAUCUAGAGUUUUUGGAUAUAAGAGGAACUCAAAUUUAUUAUAAACUACCCAAAACCAUCGUCAAACUUCAAAAACUGGUCUACCUGCUUGCUAGUAAUUAUUUGAAGGUUCCGAAAAGAAUAGAAAAGUUGAAAAGACUUGUCACGUUUGGAAUUGCAUAUGUUGAGAAUGUGCAGUCGCUACAGGAGAUUGGUGAGCUUGUCGACCUCCAGAAGCUUGGCAUCGGUUUUCGUCAACAUGAUGAUCUAUCACUCAGAAUGCAGGAGAUUAGCGCCCUGUUCUCGAAGCUCAUUGGCAGCCUUCGAUCUCUAAAGAUUUUCAGCUGGCCAAACAGCGGUCUGAAAACGGCACUCGAUCAGGUAGCUUCGCCGCCAUUGAUGCUCUGCAAGCUCGGAAUACAUUUCAAACUUGGCGAAUUGCCUCCUUGGUUUGCAUCUCUGAAUCAUGUGGUCAAGAUAUCUCUGUCCAACACAUUACUGCAGCUCGAGGAUCUACAAGUCUUGAGAAAUCUCCCCGCUUUGGUCAACCUGAUACUAGGAUAUAGGUCAUUCGUCCAUUAUGAUUUGGUCUUCGAUCGGGGAGGGUUCACACAACUUAAGUUCCUGGAAAUUAGUUGGUACAAUGUGAGUUUCAAAGAAGGUGCAGUCCGAAGCCUCGAAAUCCUUAAAAUAUUUUUUGUGACGGGAGUUAGAAGCGUCAAUGGCAUAGAACAUCUGCAUCGGCUAAGGGAGGUUCACAUUAAAACUAGGGAUGAAGAAAUAAUAGAGAUGGUCAAAAAUAUUUCAGCAAGCCAUUCAAAUCGUCUGAAAUGUUUUGCAACACAACAUUAGUAUGCUUAAGGCAUACGAUUCGACUCAGAGGAAGCAAAGCUUGCUGUCAAUGCAGAGGUGAAAUUAAUAAAACAUCUUGUGUGGUGUGUAUUCUAGUUCUGUUCUCCAACUUAUCCCUUGUUAAUCUCUUCUAUUAUUGCUUAAUUCUCAAACUUAUUUGGCUAUUCAAAUUAUCCUUUGUCAAUCUCUUUCUCUUCCACUAUGCCUUUGUAUUUUGGAAGCAGUAUGUAAUGUAAUCUUCAAAUAUCACUAUUCAAAAUAAGAGUGACUAUAUGAAACCAAUAUAA